AUGGAAUCAAACCAAUCAGCUUAUGCAAUAGAAUCUACUCCUAAAAGUGGGAAGACUAGCAAUCCGAAUCUAUCGGUAGAUCGGAUUAAAGUCUUUCACCAACUCCUAAAUCAAACCAAGACAAAAGGUCCUCAACAAGGCCAAGAAUUAGAUCUAGAGCCAAGUCUAUUGGGUGAAAAAACAAACGAAGAUUCUACUAUGAUGGAUGACUUGGAUGUUCACAUAACUCUUUGGAAGGGGUAA
Messenger RNA from Dovyalis caffra, 243 nucleotides. The record is from the annotation of a GenBank genome assembly. Lineage: Eukaryota; Viridiplantae; Streptophyta; Magnoliopsida; Malpighiales; Salicaceae.